AUGUAUUAUGACAUCGAUAAUCCUCUCCGUGUGAUACCUUCACUCCUCUAUAUAUUCACAGUUCCUAAGGUGGAUGCACUGAGUGACAGCAUCUCUACCGAUAUUACAAAGAGUGGUGCUCAAGUUCAAGUCACAGUUUCUUUUGACCAAGCCGUGUCAUGUCCGGCUCACCCGGUAACCAACUACACGGUGACGCUCACCUCAAGCACCUCCACCCCCAUCAUUCGGACAGUGACCACACCCCCUAAAGACAACGUCUCUAUCACAGUGGGGGGUCUGAACGACAACACACUCUACACCUACCAGGUGCACGCUAACAAUGCCAUUGGAAGUGCAGCCUCAGCAGUGAAAACAUUUUACACGACUGAUGUGCUCAGCGGCACUGCCAUGGAGAUGAAUGAAGGUACACUGUUCCUGCGUUGUGAGUUUGUCCCCGGAUCCAACGCACUUGGUUGUCAGAUUAAACUGGAGACCCUCACUCGCCUUGGUAACCUCACUCAUUCCCUCUAUCGUAGCCAACCAGAUGCGGACUCUGUGGACACUGUCAUCAACAUCACUAACCUCUCCUGUUACGACAAGAUGCUCGUGUUUGAUAUAGAGUCCGACAACACCACCGGUAACCUAGGCAUGCCGGGAGAGUUCCAUGUCAGUGGCAACAAGCCGUGUAUCGCUCCUUUAAACACAGAAGGUAACGGUAAGAAAAUAAAAAUUGGUCCAAUAUAGAGCUGACUUAAACUAUGUAACAUGUACCUAACAUCAUUCAUUUUGUAUGGUGAAAUUAAUCUUUAAGUAUUACAAGGACAUAUAAUUAUGAGGGUGUACACGCAUGUACCGUAAUUACGACUCCUCCAUAAUUUAUCCGUACUCAGUUUUAUCCUCAUCUUAUAUUGUAAGGCAGUUUCCCAAUACUCAUGCAGCAGACUGAACUAUAAUUAUAGCUAUAUUUAA
This is a messenger RNA of Halichondria panicea, 948 nucleotides long. RefSeq lists its product as uncharacterized. The coding region runs from base 1 to 723 and encodes 240 amino acids. The transcript has 5 exons. Lineage: Eukaryota; Metazoa; Porifera; Demospongiae; Suberitida; Halichondriidae. Gene Ontology annotation, molecular function: protein binding. The record is from RefSeq and is a predicted model, not a curated record.